CUCUAUAUAUCUGCAUACUACGUGGGGCCUUGUCUGGCCUCUGUGGUGCUCGAUGAAGCCAUCUUGGCUUCUGCAACGCGCUGCGCUCACUGCAGAGCUUGUCUGUAACAACCCAACAACAUUACAUUCAAGUGCGCCGCAACUAUCUGGACUCGCUGCUCUAGCAUCGCUGCGCCCGGCGCCCAUCGCGUGCACCGAUCAGCACAAUCCGCACUGGCAGUAUUCUGGUCCUGAGCAGCCCGCUGCAAGCGGUUUAAGGGAGCCAUCUAACGCACUGCUCGGUGGCAACAUGCUAGCGGGCGCCCGCAGCGCGGCGGCACAGGCUGGGCCCUCAGCCUCCUGCUCUCGUGGGGCUGCCUGCGCGGCCCCGGCGUGCAAGGCCCCCGUCGCUCAUGCGAUAGCUUCUGCCUCUCCCGCGGCCACGGCAUCAGCUUCUCACGGCGUCAGCAUCACUCUCAGAAGCCACUGCCAGCGGGGUGCUGCGCAGGCCAGCGGCGCACUCGGGGCGUUGGGCGCCGCAGCGGCGGCGGCCGGAGGGAGUGGGCGGCGGCGGGGCGCGGUGCUCCCAUGCGGAUUGGCGGCGGCCUCGGCUUCCUCAUCGGGCUCUGCAGCGUCAAGGCUCUACUCGGAUUGGACCGCCACUGCCGGCGGCGCCUCGCGCGGCACGGCGCCAGCAGUGGCGUCGCCGUCACCGCUGGCGCUUGGGCUGUCGGACCGAGGGGCAUCAGCAGCAGCAACAGCCUCCUCCGCCUCUGCAGCUAGCACGGUAUCGUGUCUGGCGUCAUCGGGGCCACGCGGGCUGAUCCUGCCCCCGCGCGGGCUGUUGCACGCCCCGGGAGGGUGUAGCAGCAGCACCAGUGGCACUUUGAUUAGCGGCAGUAGCAUCGGCACCAGCAGCGGCAGUAGCAGUAGCAGUAGCGGCAGCACCGCCGGGAGACUCUUUAGCAGCAGCGGCGCCAGCAGUAGCAGCAGCACUGGCAGCGGCGGAAUGGGCGGCCCCGGGGGACUCUUCGGCGGCAGCGGAAUGGGUGGCAGCGGCGGCAACGGUAACGGUAACGGUAACCUGCCGCCGCCAAUCAUCAUCAGUCCUACCGCGCUACGGGUGGUUGUUAUCGGUUGGAUGGGCUCCAACCGCCGCUACCUGAACAAGUACGGCGGGCUGUGGGCUCGCAGCGGCGACCACGAGGUGCUCAUGAUCCGACCCACCAUCGCGCAGACGCUGGUGCGGUGGCGGGGCGUGGUGGUGGCGGGGCGGGACAUCGACCGCGUGGCCACUCUGCACCGCGAGAACCCAGCCAUGCCCACCGUGUACCACAUAUUCAGCACGGGCGGCUUCAUCCACGCCGGCACCAUGUGGCGAUGGAUGGACGAGGUGGAGGACGUGGCGCAGCGGCGUGACCUGCUGGAGGAGGUGGCGGGCAUCAUCCUGGACAGCGCACCCGCGGCCGUGCAGCCCGACCUGGCGGCUCGCGCCAUCGUGAGUGCCGUCACCAACACGCCCUCCGAGGAGCUGGGUCCCGACGUGGGCGGCAUCCAGGGCGCGCUGGUGGGCGGCGUGCGCGGCUUCCUGCAGUCCUACCUGCAGUCCAGCGGCGUCAAGCUGCGGACCGAGGAGGUGUACGACGCCUGGUACAACCUGGCCCCCACCUGCCCGCAGCUGUACCUGUACUCGGCCGCAGACCCGCUGGCGCCGCCGGGUGACGUGGAGCGGUACAUGGGCGUGCAGGAGGGCCGCGGCGUGGACGUGAGCUGCCACAAGUGGGUGGACAGCGGGCACGUGGACCACUUCCGGCGCCACCCGCACGAGUACGCCUACCAGAUCAGCGCCUUCCUGGCGCGAGCGCUGAGGGACUGGUGAGGGAGGGGUGAGGUGGGAGGAGGUGGGAGUGGGAGGCGGAGGUGGGAGGAGGUGGAGGUGGGCGGGAGGAGGUGGUGGAGGGAGGGAGGGGGGAGGAGGUGGUGGAGGUGGGAGGUGGUGGUGGAGGUGGAGGUGGGCGGGAGGAGGUGGUGGAGGUGGAGGUGGGAGGAGGGAAGGAGGGAGGAGGUGAGGGUGAGAGGGAGGAGCUGUGAUGGGGUGCAGGGAGAGGCGUUUGUGGGAGCGCGAGCGCGCGUGUUGGGAGGUGGGCAGGCCGUGCGACGGAGGCAAAGGGCGCGAGGCGGGAAAGGGCAGGAGGAGGGAAGGGCGCGAGCGGGGGUGUUGACGGUAUGUCUGGCGGGUCGGGCGGCCACGCGCGUGCGAGAUUGAGAGAGUGCAGGCCGCAGCGGGCGAGCGAGACGCGUGCUGUAACGCUCUUACGCG
Molecule: messenger RNA, 2299 nt
Organism: Chlamydomonas reinhardtii
Lineage: Eukaryota; Viridiplantae; Chlorophyta; Chlorophyceae; Chlamydomonadales; Chlamydomonadaceae
Exons: 10
Coding region: 290-1858 (522 amino acids)
Source: RefSeq, a predicted model, not a curated record